Sabethes cyaneus is the source of this 1485-nucleotide messenger RNA. RefSeq lists its product as uncharacterized. Lineage: Eukaryota; Metazoa; Arthropoda; Insecta; Diptera; Culicidae. Gene Ontology annotation, molecular function: acyltransferase activity, transferring groups other than amino-acyl groups. Bases 1 to 1485 code for a protein of 494 amino acids. The record is from RefSeq and is a predicted model, not a curated record. The transcript has 6 exons.
AUGACCCACAAUUUGCUGUUGCUGCCUUGCUACUUGCUGUUGGUAAACGGAUUAUUCGGGUAUCGAAUUUCAGUGUUGGGACUGUCAGGUGGAGCCGAUGAGUAUGGCUACAUUGCGCCUCUCUUCGACUACGAUAAUUACAAUGCUUGUCGCCAUCAACAGCCGGCGCUCUACUGUCUUGCUAAGGUAGUGAUCGAGCCGGUUCGAAAUUCAGAUAACUCGACUCGCAUCAUUGCGGGUCCACGAAAAAAUGUCCUGGAAAGAGGCGUUUGUGUCGCCCAGUGUGCAGUGGAGAUUGGCCAGCUAAAUGCAACCGAGCAUCAUCGGCUUUUGCAACCUAAGAUUGAUGUUCCGUACAUGUACACGAUGUCAAUAUUUUGGAAGGAAACUAUCGAACAGUACAUCAAUCGGUACGGCGAACUUGUCAACAUUUGCAUCAAUAAUCGUCUGGAACAGAAGCACAACAUAGUAGCUUACUCCGAGUUGGAGUACUGUCUUGACGUGAAGUCAGCUGGAAAGAUUGAACUCGAUUGGCUGAAGAUCACAUUCGCCGCAGUGUUGUUAUCGUUUCUGGUUACGUUCCUGAUUGCUAACGUCAUCGAUCUUCUUGGCAAUGACCGACUAAAAAAUCAAACCAUCGUAACCAGCUUUUCCGUUAGGCGAAAUGUGGCCCUCCUAUUGCAGGAGCCAAAGACGGAAUUGACUCGCGAUUUUGCCUACAUCGAUGGUCUCCGAGUACUAAUCUGUUCCUCCGUGCUUCUGUCACAUUGCCUACUUUCGGCCAAAUUUACACCAAUUUCAAAUCCCGAAACCUUCGUGCAAAUAUACUAUAACCCCAUUACAUUAGGUAUCGUUACACCGUUAGCUAUGUUGGUGAAAAUGUUCUUCACCAUUUCGGGCCUGCUGCUAACGGUGCAUGUUUUGAAAGACUUCAGAACGAAACCUCAGGCGGUGGGGUGGUAUUAUUUUACUACUAAGUUUGCACAUCGUUUGAUUCGGUUGCUUCCGGUGUACUACUUCUUCCUGCUGCACGCAACAGUCUACGACUGGUAUCCAGGAAUUGAUACAGGAAUCAUAGGCUACAAAACCAUGACGAUGGAGCGGUUGCUGUGUCGAAAGUACUGGUGGAGUAAUGUUUUGUUUCUAAACAAUCUGCCGCUCGUGGUAGGUCAGUGUUUCGGACACACCUGGUACUUGAGCAGUAUACGUCGGUUUCUCGGUUCCAGGCCAAUGGCAGCCGUGGGAAAACUGUCGUAUUGUGCGUACAUGUUACACCCGACACUGAUGCGGAUCUUUAGUCUGUCGCCUAUGAUGCCAGAUCUGCCAGUAGAAUUCACCGUAGGAUCGCUGUUCAGCACCUGGCUGUGUGUUACCGUCGGAUCAUACCUUUUCGGAGCAAUCGUCUACCUAUGUCUAGAACAGCCGAUGAGUUUGCUGCUGCGAAGGCUAUACGGUGAAUACAGUAGAGAAAAAAAGAAAAUUUAA